UUCAGUGAGCUGUGCUCGAUCUUCAUCACAUCAUGGGGAGGAUUCCUGCCGUGGCUGCUGCCAUCGUAGUGGCCUUACUGGUCUGCUGCUCGUGUGAGGUUCGAGGUAAGGAGGAUGAAGAUGUGCUGGACUCCCUCGUCGAUUUCCUGACCAAGCUCGCCGGUGGCGACGAGAAGACGGCGAGCGACCUCGGCUGGGACGCGUCGACCGACCCCUGUGACGGCACCGGCGGCCGCAACGGCAGCGACUCGAAGUGGGGAGGGACCGUCAAGUGCUUCGAGAACGGCGCGAGCAACGCCGGCCUGAUCAAGGUUAUCGACCUCCAGUCCCUAGGCCUCAACGGCACCAUCGACGCGGAGUCGCUCUGCGCCGCACCGGCGCUCCGCGUGGUGAGCCUGCAGAACAACACGCUGCGCGGCGGCCUCCCCGCGGGCGUCUCGGCCUGCUCGGGCCUCACCCACCUCUACGUCGACCGCAACCAGCUCUCCGGCGCCCUCCCGAGCUCCCUCGGCAACCUCAGGAAGCUCCACGUGCUCGACGUCUCCAGGAACGACUUCUCCGGCGAGAUCCCCGCCGGCCUCAGCGACGUGCGCGGCCUCAUAAGGUUCAACGCCAACGACAACCACUUCCAAGGCACCAUUCCUGAUUUCGACCUCGACAAGUUCGAGACCUUCAACGUGUCCAACAACAACCUCACCGGACCUAUCCCGAAGAACACCGGACGCUUCCGCGACGACAGCUUCGCGGCCAACGCUGCCGGCAUGUGCGGAGAGCCCAUGUUCUCCCCGUGUCCCUCCGGGGAGAGCAAAUCAAAGAAGACGCGGAGGAUCCUCAUGUACCUCGGGUACGUCCUCCUCGGUGCCGUCAUCGUGGCAUUCGUCGUGUACAAGCUCUGCUCCAGGAAGAGGAACAAGCUGGGCAAGAAGGCCAUGGAGAAGCUGGUGGUCUACGAGUUCCAGAGCAACGGCAGCCUCCACAAGCUACUCCACGCAAUCAUCAUGAACAAUCUGCUAACACAUGCCAACUUUUAUGACUCCUUGCAGAAGAUAAACAAUUCCCGAUUCUUUCUGCAUGCAUUAGUUCUUAGCUCUAUAGAGAGCAGCCAGGCCCCCCUUGACUGGCCGGCGCGCCUUCACAUCGCUACCAAGGUGGCCGACGGCAUGGCCUUCUUACACGCCACCAUGCGCGGCGACGGCGCGAGCUCCUACGCCUCCUCCACGUCCUCCUCCAUCGACUCCGCGGCGGCGGCAGAGGGCGCCAUCGCCCACGGCGCCCUCAAGUCCACCAACAUCCUCUUCACGGCCGGCAUGGAGCCCUGCAUCAGCGAGUACGGCGUCAUCGCGCCGCCGCUGGCCGCCGCCGUCGGCAGCAGCCGGAGCUCCGGUCUCCGCGCGGACGUGCGCGCCUUCGGCGUGCUUCUGCUGGAGCUGCUCACGGGGAAGGCCACGGCGGCACAGGGCGACGGCGCGGAGCUGGCGCGGUGGGUGACCUCGGUGAUCCAGGAGGAGUGGACCGCCGAGGUGUUCGACCGCGCGCUGCUCUCCCGCGACGGCGUCAGCGAGCAGCGGAUGGUGCGGCUGCUGCAGGUCGCCAUGAGGUGCAUCGACGCCUCGCCCGGCGAGGUGCCGCCGACCAUGAGGGAGGUCGCCGGGAUGAUCAAUGCCAUUCGCGAGGAGGACGACAGGUCUCUGUCCAUGGAAGCGUGA
This is a messenger RNA of Triticum aestivum (bread wheat), 1706 nucleotides long. RefSeq names its product probable inactive receptor kinase At2g26730. Gene Ontology annotation, molecular function: protein binding. The transcript has 4 exons. The record is from RefSeq and is a predicted model, not a curated record. NCBI's taxonomy places the organism in Eukaryota, Viridiplantae, Streptophyta, Magnoliopsida, Poales, Poaceae. Bases 33 to 1706 code for a protein of 557 amino acids.